Oldenlandia corymbosa var. corymbosa is the source of this 2862-nucleotide messenger RNA. Lineage: Eukaryota; Viridiplantae; Streptophyta; Magnoliopsida; Gentianales; Rubiaceae. The record is from the annotation of a GenBank genome assembly.
AUGUCAACAGAGACAUCACACAAAGAUGAUGCAAAAGUACCUUUGUUGCAACCAAGAUCCACCUCCGCUGUCCAGACGAACGGGACGACAGAAUCAGUUCAUGAGGAAGAUGAUCAACGCCUGACACGAAGGGUUUUUGUUGAAUCCAAGAAGUUAUGGAGAAUUGUGGGCCCAGCCAUCUUCGGCCGCAUAGCUUCGUAUUCAACCAUCGUCGUGUCCCAAGCUUUCGCUGGCCAUCUCGGAGAUCUCGAGCUCGCUGGCUUUUCAAUUGCCACCAGUGUCAUCAAUUCCUUCAACUAUGGCUUUUUUUUAGGGAUGGCAAGUGCAUUGGAAACACUAUGCGGCCAAGCUUACGGUGCGAAGAGAUAUUCCAUGUUAGGAAUAUAUCUCCAACGUUCCUGGAUCGUGCUUUUGUUAUGUGGCAUUUUGACUUUGCCAUUGUACAUAUUUGCAACCCCGAUUCUGAAGCUGCUCGGACAACCGGAUGAUGUUGCUGAAAUUUCUGGGACCGUGGCCUUGUAUCUGAUACCACUUCACUUCAGUUACACUCUUUCAUUCCCGCUGCAGAGGUUCUUGCAGAGUCAACUUAAGAAUUAUGUGACUGCUUUAGUCCAAUUUGGUUCUUUUUUGAUACAUGUGAUGUUGAGCUGGCUGGUUGUGUCUAAGUUUAAGCUCGGAUUGGUGGGCGCUGCCGUCGUUUUGAACAUUUCUUGGUGGUUUAUGGUUGUCGGCUUGCUGGUUUAUUGUCUUUGUGGAGGAUGUCCUCAAACGUGGACCGGGUUUUCUGUUGAAGCAUUCUCCGGCCUGUGGGAGUUUCUAAAGCUGUCUGCAUCUUCCGGCGUCAUGCUAUGUUUGGAGAGUUGGUACUAUAGGAUACUGACGGUGAUGACUGGAAAUUUGCCCAACGCUAAAAUAGCUAUUGAUGCUCUGUCGGUAUGCAUGAACAUCAACGGAUGGAUUACGAUGAUUCCAAUUGGAUUCUUCGCCGGAACAGGAGUAAGGGUUGCAAAUGAAUUGGGAGCUGGAAAUGGAAAAGCAGCCAAAUUUGCGUCAUUAGUGUCAGUAAUACAAAGUAGCAUGAUUGGUCUGUUUUUCUCGAUCAUUAUAAUUUUCUUCCACAAUGAACUGGCCCUCAUUUUCACGGAAAGCCCAGCUGUUUUAGAGGCCGUCCAUAAUCUUUCACUCUUCUUAGCUUUCACCAUUCCCCUCAACAGCGUGCAAUUCAUCCUCUCAGGGGUUGCUGUGGGUUCUGGAUGGCAAGCAUAUGUGGCAUACAUAAAUUUGGGUUGCUACUAUUUACUUGGAGUGCCUUCUGGGCUUAUUAUGGGAUGGCUCUUCCAUUUUGGAGUUAUGGGAAUAUGGGCCGGGAUGAUAUUAGGCGGAACUGCGGUUCAAACUAUAAUACUGGCUACCAUCACGGCUAGGUGUGAUUGGGAAAAGGAGCCUCGACAAGUAGUUCAUGAGGAAGAUGAUAAACAACACCUUACACGGCGGGUUUUGGUUGAAUCCAAGAAGCUAUGGUCAAUAGUCGGCCCGGCCAUCUUCGGUCGCAUAGCUUCAUAUUCAACCAUCGUUGUUUCCCAAGCUUUCGCUGGCCACCUCGGAGAUCUCGAACUUGCUGGCUUUUCCAUUGCCACCGGUGUCAUCAGUUCCUUUAACUACGGUCUUUUCUUAGGGAUGGCAAGUGCAUUGGAAACUCUAUGUGGACAAGCUUACGGAGCGAAGAGAUAUUCCAUGUUAGGAAUAUAUCUACAACGUUCCUGGAUCAUUCUUUUUUUAUGUGGCAUUUUGACUUUACCAUUGUACAUAUUCGCAACUCCGAUUCUGAAGCUGCUCGGACAACCGGACGAUGUUGCUGAAAUUUCUGGGACCGUGUCCUUGUAUCUGAUACCACUUCACUUCAGUUACACUCUUUCAUUCCCGUUACAGAGGUUCUUGCAGAGUCAGCUUAAGAUGUAUGUGACGGCUUUGGUCCAAUUUGGUUCUUUUCUGAUACAUGUGAUGUUGAGCUGGCUGGUUGUUUCUAAGUUUGAACUUGGAUUGGUUGGCACUACCGUGGUUUUGAACAUUUCCUGGUGGUUUAUCGUUGUUGGCCAUCUGGUUUACUGUCUUUAUGGAGGAUGUCCCCAAACCUGGACCGGGUUUUCUGUUGAAGCCUUCUCCGGCCUGUGGGAGUUUCUUAAGCUUUCUGUAUCUUCCGGGGUGAUGCUAUGUUUGGAGAGUUGGUACUAUAAGAUAUUGACGGUGAUGACUGGAAAUCUGCCCAACGCUAAAAUAGCUAUUGAUGCUCUCUCUGUAUGCAUGAACAUCCAAGGAUGGAUUAUUAUGAUUCCGUUUGGAUUCUUCGCUGGAACAGGAGUUAGGGUUGCAAAUGAAUUGGGAGCUGGAAAUGGGAAAGCAGCCAAGUUUGCUUCAAUAGUGUCAGUAAUUCAAUGCACCAUGAUUGGUCUGUUUUUCUUGGUUAUCAUAAUUUUAUUCCCCAAUGAAUUGGGUCUCAUUUUCACUGAAAGCCCGGUAGUUUUAGAGGCCGUCCAUAAGCUUUCACUCUUGUUAGCUUUCACCAUUCCCAUCAACUGCGUGCAAUUCAUCCUUUCAGGGGUUGCGGUGGGUUCUGGAUGGCAAGCAUACGUGGCAUACAUAAACUUGGGUUGCUACUAUUUACUUGGAGUGCCUUCUGGCCUUAUUAUGGGAUGGCUUUUCCAUUUUGGAGUUUCGGGAAUAUGGGCCGGAAUGAUAGGCGGAACUGCGGUUCAAACCAUAAUAUUGGCAAUCAUCACAGCUAGGUGUGAUUGGGAAAAGGAGGCAGAGAAAGCUAAGACUCACGUGGAAAAGUGGGAAGGAAGAACCCGCAUUUCGAAAUAG